AGGUCAGCCAAUGGAAUGUGUGACAGAAACGGCAGUCGUUCAUGUCAGCAGCUAAGCUAGUCAUGAGCUAAAAGUCCGGUUAGAUACCUCUUUUACAUUAAAAUACCUCAAGUCUACGCUCAACAACUGAGAGGAGAUCUCUGUAAAAGGUCAGCAUCAUGGGUGAACCACAGCAGGUGAGCGCUCUGCCUCCUCCCCCUAUGCAGUACAUCAAAGAGUACACAGAUGAAAACAUCCGCAAGGGCCUGGUCCCUAAACCCCCUCCACCCAUCAGAGACAGCUACAUGAUGUUCGGCAACCAAUUCCAGUGUGAUGACCUCAUCAUCCGGCCUCUGGAGAGCCAAGGUAUCGAGAGGCUCCAUCCUAUGCAGUUUGACCACAAGCGUGAGCUCAAGAAGCUCAACAUGUCCAUCCUCGUGAACUUUCUGGAUCUUCUGGACAUCCUCAUCAAGAGCCCCGGCAGUAUAAAGCGUGAAGAGAAGCUGGAGGACUUAAAGCUUCUGUUCGUCCAUAUGCACCACCUAAUAAAUGAGUACAGGCCACAUCAAGCCAGGGAGACACUAAGGGUGAUGAUGGAGGUGCAGAAGAGACAACGGCUGGAGACGGCAGAGAGAUUCCAGAAACAUCUGGAGAGGGUGGUGGAGAUGAUCCAGGGUUGCCUUGCUUCCUUACCUGACGACUUACCUCAGGUAGAGGGUCAGGAUGUUCCCGGUGAUGGGACAAGGACUGCAGCAGCCAGUGUGGGUUGUUCCUCUGGACAAGCCCCCAGGCUGAAAACUGAACCAAUGGAUGUAGAGGAAGCAGGGGGCAGUUGUAUGGCAGCAGUUCCCCAGGAGAAGAGCAUCCCUACCUCAAAGAGGGACAAAAUGUUGGACAAGGAUGCUGCCAUGUGUAGUAUUAUCGAUGAUAUUGCUUAAUUAUCUGUUGAGUGGUUUUGUUUCUUGUUGUACAAUUGAACUGCUAUCAGUGUUUGUCUUUUAUUUGCUGUACUUAUUGUACGUGUGGAGAGCUUUGCUAUGUUUUCAUAAGGUUCGACAUCCUGUUCCUUUUAUUUAACCUACCGUGCAGAUAUUAUAAAGACUUUCCUGAGCAGACAUUUGGAGAAUUUUGAGUGAUUGAACAGAUUACCUUGGAUUACAAUUUUCAGUUUUUUGUUAUAAAACCAAUAAAGACAAUGAAAUUGAUUUUCAACUAAA
This is a messenger RNA of Labrus bergylta (ballan wrasse), 1196 nucleotides long. It is a transcript of the gene med7, whose product is annotated as mediator complex subunit 7. Gene Ontology annotation, biological process: regulation of transcription by RNA polymerase II. Gene Ontology annotation, cellular component: mediator complex. The record is from RefSeq and is a predicted model, not a curated record. NCBI's taxonomy places the organism in Eukaryota, Metazoa, Chordata, Actinopteri, Labriformes, Labridae. Gene Ontology annotation, molecular function: transcription coregulator activity.